AUGAGCUCAAUCUAUGGCAUCAGUGAUCAGGGCAUGCCCCUACUCCCUUUGAUUCUCAGAGUGACUGUGCCCUGGUUCUCUAAAAAAGCCAAGCUCGAUGCCAAGAGCGGUCUGGAGGAUGCUGCGCACCUGCUCUGGGGUGACUCCGUGUGUUUGGUCAGGGGAUGCCCGCGCGCCUGUCCGGUGAGAGUGCACACCUGCGCCGCGGAGCUGCCUCUGUGCCUCUCGGGGCGGGUGUGUCCAAGCCCCGGGUGUGAUGCUCGUCCCGCCCCGCCGCGGCUGAUGUUCCCGCCCGGGUGUGGUGGGUGGGUGCAGCCAGCCCACCCGGGCAGUGGGCAGGGAGGCGGGGAGGGCCGGGGCCAGCCCCGCUCUGAUCCCUCCUCCUCCUCCUUCCCCGCCCGCCGCCUUUUCCCCGCUGCCGCCGCCGCCGCCCGCCGGGCGCAUCCCAGCGGAGUCUGUCGGAACUCGGGGCGGCGGCGUUCGCCGCCGGCCAUGGCCGUGCCCGCCGCGCUGCUCAGCCCCCACCACCUCCUCUCCUUCUGCUUCCCCGCCGCCGGCGGGCUCCUGGGCUAUGCCGACCUGGAAAAGGGUUACGAGGGCGGCGGCGGCGACGCGGGGGACUUUAGAGAAGCCACCCGGGACCUGCUGAGCUUCAUCGACUCGGCUUCCAGCAACAUCAAGCUGGCGCUGGACCGGCCGGUGAAGUCCCGGCGGAAGGUGAACCACAGGAAGUACCUGCAGAAGCAGAUCAAGCGCUGCACCGGCAUCAUCGCCGCCGCCUCCCCGCCGCCCGCGCCGCCGCCCGCCGCCUGCCCCGCCAGGCCCCCGCCGCGCCGGGAGCCCGCGCAGGCGGCCGGCAGCAGCCUCCAGAGCAAGAGCCUGGCCGCCCUCUUCGGCUCCCUGCAGCGGGGCCGGGGCGCGGCGGGCGGCGCCGAGGCGAGGGCGGGCGGCGGCGGCGCGGGAGGCGGGGAGAAGGCGGCGGGCGGCCCGCGGAAGGUGCCGCUGCGGGACCGCAACCUGCCGCCCUCCUUCUUCACCGAGCCGGCGCUGCCCGGGCCCGCCGCCCGCGGGCCGCCCGCCAAGGAGCCGGAGAAGGGCGGCGGGGGCGCGGAGGCCGCCGAGUUCUUCGAGCUGCUGUGCCCCGAGUACGGCGCGCUGCUGCCCGAGCACGCCGUCCCGACCGACGGCUUCGGCGGCCGCCUGCCCGCCGAGCUGGGGCUGGAGCACGGGCUGUACGAGCUGCCGCUGCCCGCCGGGCCGCACCCGCUGCUGGGCGGGCUGCUGUACCCCGAGCCGCCCUGGAGCCCGGCCGCGCCCUGCAGCCCGCCCAGGAAGGCUCCGACCGAGCCGCUGCGCCCGCUCUACCCCGGAGGCGCGGAGUCCGUGCCCGGCGGCGGCGGCGGCGAGGAGCCCGGCGGGCACCUGCCCGCAGGGUUCGCCUCCUUCUUCCCCGAGUGCCCGCUGCCCCCGCCGCAGCCGCCCUACGACUACGGCGGCGGGUACCACCGCGGGGGCUACCCCGGGCUGUAG
Molecule: messenger RNA, 1530 nt
Organism: Cinclus cinclus
Lineage: Eukaryota; Metazoa; Chordata; Aves; Passeriformes; Cinclidae
Gene: FAM181B
Product: family with sequence similarity 181 member B
Source: RefSeq, a predicted model, not a curated record